AUGACUGAGACGCCAUCCGAGAAAAGCAUUGCAGAUUCCAAGGAAGAAAAUCAGCCGACAGAAGUAAUUGGUACUGAAUAUAACAAAAAUGACCUUGAGACAGCUCUUCCGCCCCAAAACCGAUAUCCGGAAACAGAUCUGAGCCGAGGCAUCGUGGGCUGGGAUGGGCAAGAUGACCCCGACAACCCCCAGAAUUUUGCGGCUUCACGAAAAUGGGGCCUACUGGGGUUGACAAGCGCUAUCACCUUUGUGUCUCCGCUUGCGUCAAGCAUGUUCUCGCCAUCUGUGAGCUAUGUCGCAAUUGAUCUAGGUGUGACGAAUAAGACACUGCUCUCAUUCAGCAUCAGCAUUUAUAUUUUAGGCUAUGCAUUCGGUCCAUUGGCACUAGCACCCUUGAGCGAGGUUUACGGGCGCCGAAUCAUACUCAGCUGUGGAAAUUGGUGGUUUGUUGUCUGGCAAAUCGGAUGUGCACUCGCACCAAACUUGACCUGUUUGAUCAUCUUCCGGUUCUUCGCUGGCAUCGGUGGGUCAGCAUGCCUUACACUUGGAGCAGGUGUCAUUGCAGACCUUUUCCCCAUCGAACAACGAGGCUUAGCGACUGCUAUUUGGAGCUCUGGUCCAAUGAUCGGGCCGGUAGUGGGUCCCAUCGCAGGGGGCUUUAUUGGUGAGACAAUUGGCUGGCGAUGGGUCUUUUGGGUGCUGUUGAUGAUCUCUGCCGUUGUAUCGACAGGAAUUGAGGUUUUGAAUCGAGAGACAUAUGCUUCUGUUCUGAUCCGAUGGAAGACUGUGCGCCUUGCCAAGGAGUUAGGCCGUCCCGAUCUCCGAAGUGCUUAUGCACCGGAUGGAGAGCAUGUUUCAGUUAUGACCGAGCUCAGGCACGGGUUGACGCGACCAGUUCUCUUGUUCUGCAAGUCACCCAUCGUGUUCCUGCUCUCCACUUACAUGGCUCUCGCAUAUGGCCUUCUUUACCUGUUCUUCACCACGAUCCCGACCGUAUUCAGGGAUCAGUAUGGUUUCUCCACCGGCCUGUCAGGGUUGGCAUUUGUGGGGAUAGGGGUUGGGUUUUUUCUGGGGAUGGGUCUGGUCGCAUCCACCAACGACCGGCUCGUUGUCAAACUGACCCAGCAGAACGGCGGCCAAUUCCAACCGGAGAUGCGGCUACCGAUGAUGAUAUUCUUUGCUUGUUUCUUACCUAUUAGUUUCUUCUGGUAUGGCUGGACUGCAGAAAACCAGGCCCAUUGGAUCGUCCCGAUCAUUGGAACGGUGCCAUUUAGUUUCGGCAUGAUGGGCAUCUACUUGCCCAUUCAGACGUAUGUCAUUGAUUGCUACCCUGGCUAUGCGGCGUCAGCCAACGCCACCCUUACUGCCAGCCGGUCAUUGGUGGGCGCACUGCUCCCUCUUGCGGGGCCACAAAUGUUCCAAAGUUUAGGGCUUGGAUGGGGGAAUUCGCUGUUGGGCUUCGUGGCUGUGGCCUUUAUUCCGGUGCCAAUAGUAUUCUCGCGGUAUGGACAGGCCAUUCGGGAAAGAUUCCCCGUGGAGCUUAGAUAG
Molecule: messenger RNA, 1548 nt
Organism: Penicillium antarcticum
Lineage: Eukaryota; Fungi; Ascomycota; Eurotiomycetes; Eurotiales; Aspergillaceae
Product: MFS transporter
Exons: 2
Coding region: 1-1548 (515 amino acids)
Biological process (GO): transmembrane transport
Cellular component (GO): membrane
Molecular function (GO): transmembrane transporter activity
Source: RefSeq, a predicted model, not a curated record